This is a messenger RNA of Drosophila montana, 3323 nucleotides long. RefSeq names its product eukaryotic translation initiation factor 2B subunit delta (gene eIF2Bdelta). The record is from RefSeq and is a predicted model, not a curated record. Bases 9 to 1916 code for a protein of 635 amino acids. NCBI's taxonomy places the organism in Eukaryota, Metazoa, Arthropoda, Insecta, Diptera, Drosophilidae. The transcript has 4 exons.
CCAACAAAAUGGUUAUGACGAGCGAACAGAACUCAUCGACUUCUGCAGCGAACAAGCAGAAGAAGCAACGGCAACGCAAUCGGCCCAGAAACAAACGCAACCGAUUGGAAGAUAACGAGGCUCAGCCAAGCAGCGACAGUGCAAUGCAAAAAUCCAACAGUAAUCCAGCGGCGGAUAAGACCCGCGAGCAGGUGAUGGCCGAGCGAGAGGCCAAAAAGCAAGCGAAGCUGGCCAAGAAGCAGAAACCCAACACGCCAGCCACAACAAUCAUAACACAAGUAGAGCAAACGACAAUCACAAAAAAGCUAACGACCACAACAACCACAACGACGAAAGAACAAAACCAACUCCAGCUAGCAGCAGCCGCGCCCGCGCCCGCAUUUGAUGACACCGUCACAAGUAACGCAGUUCAGGUCACCGCACAAAACUCAACAGAUUCCUUAACCAACGCCGCGGGAGCUGGCGAAAAAACGCGCGACCAAAUCAAAGCAGAGCGUGAGGCGAAAAAGGCCGCCAAACAUGCUGCAAAGUCCAACAAGGCCAACAACGUGGAUGAUGUGGCUCAGCAAUUAAACAACGUACAAAUCACUCCCAAGACGGCAGUUACCGAAACUGCUGCAGCGGGAGCAUCAGAUCAAGACAAGAAAAAACCAGCGCUAAGCAAGGCGGAGCGUCGUGCGAUACAGGAGGCGCAACGCGCGGCCAAGGUGCAGGGACAAAACAAAAAAGCGACACCAACGACGCCCGGUGCAGCUAAAGCCGCGGCAAAGAGCGUUAAGGCGACGCCUGUUGUCAGUGCUACGCCCGUUAAGGAGCAAAAACGAGAGAGUGAAUCACCCGCCAAGUCGCCAUCAAAGCCAACAACGCACAAAGCAGAACGAGAGUGGAAUGUGAAGCUGUUCAAUCAUUUGGUGAGCGCUGACAAAGACGCUAGCUUAUUCAUAAACGAUGCCAGUGUGCAUCCCAGCAUUGCUCGGCUGGGUGUGCAGUAUGCCCAGCGUACUAUUGUUGGCUCCAAUGCGCGCUGCAUCGCUUUCCUGCAUGCGCUGCGACAGGUGGUGCAGGACUUUGAGACGCCCGCGAAGAAGGAGUUUGGACGCAGUCUCGAUGCGGCAGUCAAACAUCAUGUCGAACAUCUGCACAAGUGCCGACCUCUGGCCGUGUCCGUAUCCAAUGCCUAUAAGCAGUUCAAGAACCAGUUGACGCAGCUGCCGGACACACCGGAAACCGAGUUAAAGGAGCUGCUCGGACACUUUAUAGACACCUACAUAGAGAAUCAGAUUGGCAAGGCUGCGCAGGCCAUCAGCAGCUCGAUGCAGGAGAAGAUUACAGACGGCGAUGUGCUGCUCACUUUUGCCUGUUCCUCGCUCAUACAGUUUAUCUGCGAGGAGGCCCAACGUCGCCAAGUGUCCUUUCGUGUUAUUGUUGUAGAUUCGUGGCCUUUUUGUGAGGGACAGGAGAUGCUGCGCCGACUUCACGCCUGCGGCAUACCCUGCACCUAUGUGCUGAUCAACGCCAUCAGCUAUGUAAUGCCGGAGGCCACCAAAGUGAUGCUGGGAGCGCAUGCACUGCUAGCCAAUGGAUAUGUUAUGGCUCGAACGGGCACAGCCCAAGUGGCGCUCGUAGCUAACUCCCAUAAUGUUCCCGUGCUAGUCUGCUGUGAGACGCACAAGUUCAGUGAGCGUUUCCAAACUGAUGCUAUUGUCUAUAACGAGCUGUGCGAUCCCAAUCAACUGGUGAAGAAUGGCAAAUGUUGUCUCCAUAACUGGCAAACAAAGAACCGGCUAACGCCGCUCAAUCUGAGCUACGAUAUAACGCCUCCCGAACUGGUCAGUGCCGUUGUCACCGAGGUGGCCAUUCUGCCCUGCACCAGCGUGCCCGUCAUUCUGCGUAUUAAACCAGAUAUUGGCUAUUAGAGCUCAACAUCUUGUUGCUAUCUUUUCCAUGGAGUCGACAAAAGAAUUGUAUAAUUUAUUGAGAAAUUAAAAUCCGUGUCUCGAGUCAGUGCGGCAUUUGUUGAAUAAAUAAUCCUUUUUAUUAUACUUUUGAUCUAACAUUUUUGCAUAGUACCAUUUACGGCUUGUAAAGCAGAUAAAUUGUCUGACAGCUUGUGUAGUACACUUUACGAUAGUUUUCUUUAAUAUUUUUUAACUGUAUCCAUGCAAUUGUAUGCUAAUAUGUUUAAGUAUACAUAUGUAUGUAUUAAUAUGUAAGCAAUUGUACUUCUUAUUUGUGUGAGAUAAAUGAGGCAAGAACAGACCGAUCCGAAUUUCGUACAUUUUCUCAAAGUAAAAUGAGCAGAAAUAUUUGAGCCUGUUGAAAAUACGUUGAUAGUUCAAACUCUUAAAGAACAAAUUUGGAUGUGGAAUGCUGUCUGAAUAGAGAUUCUGUAACAUUAAGAUAUAGUUUUUGUUUUUGUUAGUCGUACUUAAAAAAAAGUGUAAUACAUAAAUGCCAGUCAAGGCUGCAGAUUGUGUCAAUCCCUUUGAAAUACGAAUUAUAUUUGGGAAUUCCCAUUUUUGGAACAGGUCUGACACUUAGAAAUUUCAAAAUCAACAACAUAAAAUAGUUUUGUGCCCGACUAGGGCACAUUUUUGGUGCACGGCUAGUUUAGAAUGUUUUUUUGAUUUGCGCGCGUCGAAGGUGCUUUUAAGUAGCUACAACUACAAAUGCAACAAUAAAUAUAUUAUAAUAAUAUGUAUAUAUAUGUAUAUCUGUGUUAGUAUGUGUAUAUGUAUUUUAUGCCACAAAAACGCACCCGAAACAAACACGUCCACUCUCUCGCACGCUGUCCACAUUCACUCCACGUCACAUGCUCAACAAUUUAUAACUAGGAUUAUGCUAGAAUUGGGCUUAUGGACUCUGCUUUUGCAUCUGUCGGUAGCAGCCACGACAAACGGGCACCGCCUUGCCGCUAUCGUGUCCAGGCAAUGCCGCGUUCUUAUCAAUGCAACGCUCACAGAAGAUCUCGCCACAACGCCAGCAAUGUGUCUGCGAAUUGGAAAGCACGUAAAUUGAAUGAACUUUUGUUGCUGCUGUUGGUGCCACUCACCUUCUUGCUGAACUGAUCGAAGGGCGUGGAGCAGGAACAGGUGGUUACGUUUCGCAUGGACUUCCAAUCCAGUGCCACGGAAGAGAUUUCCUCGGUCAAAGUCUGGGGGCUCGCCUGUUCGGCAUUUAACGAGAGAUUGGCAAAUGACAUGUUGCUCGCCUUCAGCGGAUGAUCAUCAUCAGCGGCGGACAAUUCGCUUAGCUUCUUGUCAUAAUUGUAUCUGAAAGGCAUAAUUAAGACGAUUAGGCAUUAAAGGAAAUACAAGAUUCAA